Molecule: messenger RNA, 2190 nt
Organism: Phialemonium atrogriseum
Lineage: Eukaryota; Fungi; Ascomycota; Sordariomycetes; Cephalothecales; Cephalothecaceae
Product: fungal-specific transcription factor domain-containing protein
Exons: 5
Coding region: 98-2110 (670 amino acids)
Biological process (GO): DNA-templated transcription; regulation of DNA-templated transcription
Molecular function (GO): DNA binding; DNA-binding transcription factor activity, RNA polymerase II-specific; zinc ion binding
Source: RefSeq, a predicted model, not a curated record
GAGAUAACGCCGGGAUCCUUCAUCCCCGCAUGAUUGUUCUAACAUCGGAACGAUCGGUCGGCAGUGGUCGGUCGUUGCACCCCAUGAGUCCCAAACCAUGCAGGCCUCCAAGUCACUUGCCCGUCGGCAUCAGCAGUCGCACGACGUGCUACGACGAUCUCCAGUUGCCUGUGAGCGCUGUCGGCGGCGGAAGCAAAAGUGUUGUGGCACUCCCCCUUACCCCUGUGCGGCCUGUGUCGAUGCUGGCCAGACGUGUGUCUACUCCGAGUCAGAGAAGCGCAUCAGCGUAACGGAAAGCUAUCUGCUCAGAUUGCAAUCGCAGGCGCGGGCGGCCGGUACGCGUGUAGACAAUGGCAUGCCCAGCCCGGCCGACACGACGGCCACGGAGGUCGAUUGGGCCUUCCCAGGCACUGAUAACUGGGUUCUGUGCCGGCCAGGACAAUACCACUAUAUGGGCAACUCGUCGUCGACAUACAUUGCGAACCGGCUCAACCCGACGACCGAGACUCUUGCUUGGCAUAUAUAUCCGCACUAUGAGGACACUUCGUGGCUGCGGCGUCCCCCGAUGAUGCCCGAGAUGCCGCAGCUCCCACCGUACGACUUUGCUAAGCGCCUCUACCUUGCUCAGCACGCCUACAUCGGGACCAUAUUUUCAUUCCUCGACGAUGAUGGCUUUUACGACCGCCUGAACCAUGUGUAUGCCUCUCCCCCAGACUUGGGCGACCGCGACGACUGCCUCAUCUACUGUCAGAUGCUGCUUAUCUUCGCCUUUGGCCAAAUGUACUCGGUCAACCAGUGGGCCGGCCACGACGGCCCUCCCGGCUUCCACUACUUCAAGUGCGCUCUGCAGUUCCUGCCAGACGUGCGCGAGGACGGCUCGGUCCUGUUCGUCGAGGUGCUGAGCUACGUCGCCUACUACAUGCAGACGCUGAACCGGCGCGACUCGGCCUACCUGUACAUCGGGCACGCGCUCCGCAUGGCCGUCUCGCUGGGUCUGCAUCAUGAAGUAUUGGAUCAAGAGAUGGACCUGUACGAACGCGAGCGUCGCCGGCGGGUAUGGUGGUCGACGUAUAGCCUCGAGCGGUUGCUGAGCGUCACAUCAGGCCACCCCAUCUCGGUCAGCGACGAUGACAUGGAUGUGCUGCUGCCUAGCCCAAUUGAGGGCGAGGACGCACGCCGCUGCGUCGUGCUGCGCAACUACACGCUACUGUCGCGCAUCCUGGGCCGCAUCGGCCAGGACAUCUACCGCAAAAAGCGCCAGUCCGGGACCAGCCUCUCGGCUUCGAUCCAGGAUAUCAUGAAGAGCCUGUCUGAGUGGUUCGCCGGCCUGCCAUCCGAGAUGCGCCUCGACCCCGCCGACCUCGACAAGCAGAUCAACCGCGAGAUCGUGUCUACGUACCUGCACUACUACCACUGCGUCAACAUGACGGCGCGGCCGCUGCUGCUAUAUGCCGUGCAGCGGCAGAUGGCAGCCAACGCCACCAACGGGCAGCGUGCCAGCGGUGCCCGCUGGGAGGACGGGCUGUCCGCCGACAUUGUCAGCGUCAUUGACACCUCCAUUACAGCAGCCCGUUCCAGCACGUCCAUCUUGAGCGCGGCCGCCAAGCAUAACCUCGUCGCCACCUACGGUUUCCUCGACGGUGAGCAGGCCUUCUCAGCAGCGCUUCUGCUCGUCAUGGUCAAUAUCGCCUUCCCCUACAGGCAGACGAACGCCUCGGCGAUGGACACGGCACUCCUGGUGCUGCAGGGCAUGGCCGAGAAGGGCAACAAGUACAUCCGCGCGUGCCACACGCUGCUGACCAAGAUCCGCGCCACCAAGAAGCCGAGCACGCCGCCACCGCCGGGAGACACGCACGGUGACGGCGGCCAGGGCGAGCAGCCGGCGUGGGUCGUGCCGGACGGUGGUGGUGGUGGCGAGCAGCCGGGACAGCAAGAACAGCAGAUUCCGUUUGACAUUGGCGCGGACGAGGAUCCGUCCAUGUGGGCUGAGGUGAUUGGUUCGAUCGGCAUUGAUAUGGACCGCCAGUGGAUUGAAAUGGCGCUGAUGCGUGGGGAGGAUAUGGGUGGGGACGGCGAUGCUGGAAACUUUGAUGAUCGUAGAGAAGGAUAGGGAAUCUUCUUGGGUAAUUAUAUGUAUGUGCUUGUACAAACAAGAAAGUGAAAUCAUCAAGUACACACACGUAAAAUGAU